Musa acuminata AAA Group (dessert banana) is the source of this 807-nucleotide messenger RNA. Its product is annotated as protein trichome birefringence-like 19. The record is from RefSeq and is a predicted model, not a curated record. Gene Ontology annotation, molecular function: O-acetyltransferase activity. Gene Ontology annotation, cellular component: Golgi apparatus. The transcript has 3 exons. Lineage: Eukaryota; Viridiplantae; Streptophyta; Magnoliopsida; Zingiberales; Musaceae. Bases 35 to 670 code for a protein of 211 amino acids.
GUAUUUUGAUCUUCUAAUAUUUGUUCCUAUCCAGAUGACCACCCAGAUGACGCCGUUCGACUACGACAUCGUCUCCGCCGGCCACUGGUUCUUCCGCCCCACCAUGUUCUUCGAGGCCGGCCAACUCGUCGGCUGCCACUACUGCCUCCACCCCAACGUCACCGACCUGACCAUGUACUACAGCUACCGGAGGGCCUUCGGGGCCGCGCUCCGGGCCUUCAACGACCUCCCGGGCUUCAGGGGCACGGUGUUCCUCCGGACCUUCGCGCCGUCGCACUUCGAGAACGGCGAGUGGAACAAGGGGGGCAACUGCGUGCGGCGGCGGCCGUUCCGGGGCAACGAGACAAGGAUGGACGGCUACAACCUGGAGAUGUACAUGGCGCAGCUGGAGGAGUACCGGGCGGCGGAGGGCGAGGGGAGGGAGAAGGGCGUCAGGUUCCGGUUGCUGGACACCACGGAGGCGAUGCUGCUGAGGCCGGACGGUCACCCGGGCCGGUUCGGCCACCGCCCCGACGAGAACGUGACUCUGUACAACGACUGCGUCCACUGGUGCUUGCCGGGGCCGAUCGACGCCUGGAACGAUUUCCUGCUCCAUAUGCUGAAGAACGAGGGUGGCAGAUCAGCCACCGGCCGACGAUCCAGGAACGACAGGAAGUCCACGAUCAAAUAGGUUGUUACGUGAGUUGUGCUCGACAUGGAAAGGUAUGAGAAGGUGGAGAAGAUUGGUGAAGGAACGUAUGGAGUCGUUUACAAGGCUCGAGACCGAGAAACAAAUGAGAUGAUUGCUAUUAAGAAGAUCAGGAUUAA